UUGCCUGGUGAAAAUUUAAGCUUGAUCGCUUCGUGAAGUAACAGACAUGCACUAAUUAUUGACAGAUUAGCUUGUUUACAAAUUACAUUAAUUGUUCUGCCUUCUCCCAUUGUUAUUGAUGAUUAUUAAUUAUUAUUAAUAUUUUCAGCUCUAAUCAAUAGAAUAAUGAAGACACUGCUGGUGGUCCUUGUUCUUGUUCUGACGUUGAACUACGGAUCUGCACUGAAGUGCAACCACUGCGUUCCUCAGGGUGGAACACGCUGCACAUCAACUCAAGAGACCUGUGGCUUUGGAAAAGAUGCUUGUAUCGCGGCCAGAUUCAACUUCCCUCCCUUCAUGGGCUUUCGGAGAUGCAGCAGUAUGACAGAGUGUCUUAUUCUCCAGAGUAACACCGCCAUGAAAGUUAAAUGCUGCCAUUCGGACCUCUGCAAUAACAUGGUCAUCAUUUAGACCAACGUCUGUCAACGCUAAUAAACCUUUCAAGGUUUACAAUAUUACAGAUGUUCACUACAGUCUUACUUAAAGAUUUUGCCCAACAAUAAAUAUUAUGAUACAUAAUAUGGGUUACUGAUGUUUGUGAUUCAUUUUAGCAUUUGCAACAG
Molecule: messenger RNA, 602 nt
Organism: Sinocyclocheilus rhinocerous
Lineage: Eukaryota; Metazoa; Chordata; Actinopteri; Cypriniformes; Cyprinidae
Product: cytotoxin 7-like
Exons: 3
Coding region: 166-450 (94 amino acids)
Source: RefSeq, a predicted model, not a curated record